AUGCCACCAGUUUUCUUCUUUCAAGUCUCGAUAGUUUCCUUCUCGCACGACGACGACCUACCGCUACAUGCAUGUUCCACAUUUUCAGAUCCCAUACAUCCUUUUCCUUUUCUUGCCUUUCGAACCCUUACCACCAUGAUGUCUAACUCCACAAAAGUGCUGCCCCCACUUCCUGCUAAUCUUGGCCAAGUUUGUUACAAUUGCUUCCAACGUCACGGAGCAUUACAGAGAUGUUCGGGCUGUCGUCGGGUGAGCUACUGCGGUACUGAGUGCCAGAAGGCGAACUGGUCAAAGCACAAAGCGAUGUGCAAAGCAUUGAAGGCCGUUGAAACAAAAACUGCUAAAGAGAUACUCGAUUCCUUCAACCUGCUUUCACUUUCGGACUAUAAAGGAUCAGACAGCGACAACGCGAACGCCCUCGCGUCCAUCGUGCGCGUCUCGAAGGUGUUAAUACCCUCCCUGGAACAAGAACUCGGUAGGCCACUUCACCGAAACGAGCAUAAUCUUCUCGGUUGGGAACCUCGCUGCCUUUCCUGCGGUCGCUCUGAGAUGCUCCUCCGAAUCGACUCGGACACCAGGCGCACGCAGCAACAAUUCGCGACCCUCAGACCCUGCCCUGACUGCAAACUCGCGUUCUACUGUUCUCAGGAGCACUGCGAUGCAGUCAGAAUUAUUCACAAAAGUUCCCCAUGCCCCGAUGACCAGGACGGCCGAACGCAAUGCGCACUGAACCAGCAAAUCUACGAUGACUCCCUGCUUUUUACCUCCAUGUCUUCGCCAGGUAUCUCGUCAGAGGGCGAGUUCGAGUGGUACCCGGAGCGUACCAAAGCCUCCUGGGAGCCCUUGAAAGGGCUCGGUUGGAAAUCAAUGAUAUCCGAUUUGAAGGAGGAUAUGUUUGGGAUGCCACUACCAGGCAGUACGUUCGAGCCACUGUUGAGGUGCGCCACAGAGAGUCUAUCAAUGAUAAUGACAAUUCUGUGGGGGCUGGAGUGCUUAAAUGAAGGCAAUGCGUGGACGAGGAAGAAGACCUUGAAUAUCCACAUCCUGGUGCCAGGCGAAGCGGAAAUUGACCAUCGCCAAGUCUUCGAAGAAAUAUUGCAUCGCCUUCCCCUCGUAAAGAGCGUCAAGCUCAUCUUAUGUGGACCGGGGCUCAUGAGGAUCGUGCAGCCGGCAGACAUGACAAGAGAGUUCGGUAUAAGCAAUUGUCCGCAAUGCUCGCAGAAAGGUCGGAGCAUAGGACAAUUCCUCGUCCCUGGGAGCUACCAUAUCUACAUAAAAGCCAAAGGGGAGCUUUUCGAGAAACCUGACCUUGCGAUUGCCUUUAAUUCGAGGUGCUCAGAGGGAGAGAGGUCUUCCUGGAAGGAGACUAUUAAAGCAUUAGUCAAGCUCAAGAUUCCCAGCGUUUUCACGGCGUACUAUGAACAAGAAGCCCGAGAUCAGGCAGAUAUGUUCAAGGCAGCAGGCGCUAAUAUACUUCAAGAUAUGGGUCCUAAACCCAAUCCAUGGGGGAGCUCUAUGUUGAAGAUGGACCCACACAGCAUUACUGGAUUCUAUGCCGCAAACAAAUGGAUCUCCGCUGGCUUCUGCUGA
Molecule: messenger RNA, 1590 nt
Organism: Cyclocybe aegerita
Lineage: Eukaryota; Fungi; Basidiomycota; Agaricomycetes; Agaricales; Hemipholiotaceae
Source: the annotation of a GenBank genome assembly